UCUCUAUCCAAAUCAAGUACUUGAAUUCCAUUCGGGUCAAAAAUUCGGGUCGCAGCAAAAACUACGAAAAUUCAAGAUGUGUAGAUCGACGGACUACCACGGAUUCCAGUCACGCAGAGACCGAUUGAAGAUUCGGGAAUUUUUUCUGCGGUUUUCUGGUUUGAAUACCCGGGAACCGUUACCCGAAUCGCUCAGUCUUAUUUAUCUUCCACGGAUCAACGAAAACGAGCUUGAGAUUGACGGGUCGAAGAUCCGACCCGACUCGCCGGCGUUUGUGACGCUGUACCGGGUCGUGAACGCAAAGGUGAGAGAAGGAGAGGUGGUAUUCGGGUCCAGGGAACGGGUCGGGGCCGGCGACGGGAUCCGGUUUGAGGUGUACCUGAGGGAGGAGAAGGUGUUGAAGGGAAUUUUCAGGAAGGAUGAGGGGCAAGAGUGGAAAUUGGAGUGUAAGUGUGUGCUGGAGGGUGAGAGUGGCGCGGCGGAGCUCGCGGAGCUCACGGAGGCUGAGGUGUGCGUGGCCGUGGAGGGACACGUGGCGAUGAAUGAGAGAGUGAGCAUGGCGGUUAAAAAGACGAAAAAGCACCGGAAAUGCGGGUUCAAGCGGUUGGAGGAGAUCCCGGAGGAGGGAGAGGUGGAUGAUGCAUCGGACGGCUGCUGUUGUAACUGUGGAUCGGACGGUGGAGAUUCGGAGAUGGGGAGUGACGUGGACGGUAAGGAUGAGGGGGAGAUGGAGAUGGAUAUGGAAGGAGUGAGAUGGGCCGUGGAUGUGGGGAUUUGGGUCAUGUGUUUGGGUGUGGGCUACUUUGUUUCUAAAGCCUCUUCCAAAAGCUUAAGACGCACAAGAUUAAUAUAAGGCCCAAUUAGUUUUUUGGUUUUUUGUUUUGUCAAUUUCUAAUCUAAUUUUGGACAAUUUGUUAAAUUGUAAAGCACAAACAAAAAUGAUUAUCUUUUCAC
Molecule: messenger RNA, 954 nt
Organism: Pyrus x bretschneideri (Chinese white pear)
Lineage: Eukaryota; Viridiplantae; Streptophyta; Magnoliopsida; Rosales; Rosaceae
Exons: 1
Coding region: 77-853 (258 amino acids)
Source: RefSeq, a predicted model, not a curated record